AUGGCCACAUCCACGGAAACGAAGAUCGUCUACAUCGGCAUUCUCCGAAACGCACAACCCGACCCGAUCGAGCUAUGUUGCGAGCGGGAGCUGAGCAGCUACUCCCGUUUCACCCGCGGGAGCAUCUCAGAAUUCACAACCAUGUUUAGCAAGAUCCUGACGGGGCACGUUCAGAAUAACAGUCGAAAGGAAGUUCAUGAAAAGGAAUUUGUCUUCCACGUUUACUCUAACAAUGAUGGCAUCACCGGUGUUGCUAUCACCAACGAGGGAUACCCCUCCAGAAUUGCUGCUGGGCUCAUCGGCAAGAUCGUCAACGAAUUCUGCGUCGAUAACCGCGACGCAAAAACUGCGACCGGACCUGUCCCUUUCCCGGCCCUCAAAGAGUACAUCGAUAAAUACCAAAGACCCCAAAAUGUGGAUAACAUCACCCAAAUCACCGAGCAGCUUGAGGAUACAAAGGUUACUUUACAUAAAACCAUCGAGAGUCUCCUGGAACGUGGUGAGAAACUCGACGAUCUAGUCCAGAAGAGCGAGGGUCUCAGCUCUCAAAGCAAAAUGUUCUACACGAGCGCGAAGAAGCAGAACUCCUGCUGCAUCAUCAUGUGA
Molecule: messenger RNA, 606 nt
Organism: Aspergillus puulaauensis
Lineage: Eukaryota; Fungi; Ascomycota; Eurotiomycetes; Eurotiales; Aspergillaceae
Gene: YKT6
Product: palmitoyltransferase YKT6
Exons: 4
Coding region: 1-606 (201 amino acids)
Biological process (GO): endoplasmic reticulum to Golgi vesicle-mediated transport
Cellular component (GO): Golgi apparatus
Molecular function (GO): SNAP receptor activity
Source: RefSeq, a predicted model, not a curated record